This is a messenger RNA of Boleophthalmus pectinirostris (great blue-spotted mudskipper), 2822 nucleotides long. RefSeq lists its product as uncharacterized. Lineage: Eukaryota; Metazoa; Chordata; Actinopteri; Gobiiformes; Gobiidae. Gene Ontology annotation, molecular function: hydrolase activity; ATP binding; aminoacyl-tRNA ligase activity. Gene Ontology annotation, biological process: tRNA aminoacylation for protein translation. The record is from RefSeq and is a predicted model, not a curated record.
ACCUGAUGAUGAACCCUUUGGUGGUCAGAGUUAUCGAGUUUGCUUUAGAAGCAGCUUUAUCUGUCGGAUCUCAGGUUCUGCAACAGGGCGGGAAGAGCGUAGACGCGGUUCAGAGGUCGGUGGAGGCGCUGGAGAACUGCUUCCUGUUUAACGCCGGUAAAGGCUCGGUGCUCAACCAGGAAGGCAAGCACGAACUGGAAGCGAGCAUCGUCGACGGCCGGUCCAUGAAGUCAGGGUCCGUCGCCUGUGUGGAGCAUGUUAAGAACCCGAUCAAAGCAGCCAGGAGCGUGAUGGAGAAAUGCCAGCACGCGCUUCUCGUAGGGCAGGGGGCGGAGGAGUUCUGGCAGGCGCAGGACGACAGGGACAGGCCGGUCGAGCCCACGUACUUCCACACCUACGUCAGGCAGGGACAACUCACCGCCAAGCUCAGUAACGACAGCAAACAGAAGAACAGCCACCCCCAAACGGUCGGCGCGGUAGCUUUAGACUCCGAGCGAGGUUUAGCCGCCGCGGCCUCCACCGGCGGGCUCGUGGGGAAGUUAAAGGGGCGAGUUGGGGACACGGCGGUGGUCGGAGCGGGCGUGUACGCGGACGACAGCGUAGCGAUCUCCUGCUCCGGUGACGGCGACGUGUUUCUCAGACACUCGGUCGCGCACAAAAUAGCCGGCCUCUACCGCCACAAAGGGUACAGUCUUAGGCAGGCGUGCAGGGAGGUGAUGGAGGACCACCUGAAAGGCGUCUGCGCGGGUCAUCGCCGUCGACAGGAAGGGCGACGCCGUGAUAGAAACUAACCCGGUGUUAUGUUCGUGGGGACGAUAAUAAACGGUAUCCCUCGAGUCGAAGCUUUAAGGCCCAUGAAAAACGUCUCUCAUGCAAUUUGGGAGUCGGAUGAGCUGGUGGCACAUCUGCACCCCAACCCCUGGACGCCCGGCGCAACCGUCCUGACGCGAAAGACCUUCAGCGGGGCAGAGAGCAUUUUCAAUUUACCAAUCCCGGACUACGUGGCCCUGCUGGAGGCGGCGAAAUGUGUGUCCCACCUGUUGUGUGAGCGCCUCGCGGCACAGCGAUGUUCUCUUGUUUUUUACCCGUCACAAAAGCAUCCAGCGCAAAUCAGACUCCUCCCCCUGCACGGUGUCUCCCCCAAGUGGCAGCCGCAGGUGGCGCCAGACCAAGAAUUUAACGCCUAUGACCCCGGCUUCUGUACGUCGAAAAAUGGCCUCAAAUGGAACCCCGAAGAACUAACCGAAGUCCAGGCGAAGAUUAGAAAUGUUUUACCGACGCCAAACGCUCCGCCCUGUUUCGAUUUUCACGGCGACCGCGAUCGCGACGACCUCUUCAGCCGCAUCGUCCGCGGCGCGCAGCAGCAGUGGAGGGUCUGGGAGGACGAAGCUCAUGUCGCGUUUUUGAGCCCGUACCCCAACACGCCCGGAUGCACCGUCGUCGUCCCGCGGAAACCUCUGCCCAGUGACGUGUUCCGCCUGGGAAGCGCGGACUACGAGGCGCUGAUCUUGGCCACUUAUAAAGUGGCUCGACUUGUCCGAAAAGGGCUGCGAGCGCGAGGCGUGGCUCUGGUCUUUGAAGGGUUCGAGGUCGAUUACGCCCACGCCAAACUGUUUCCUCUGCUGCCCGCGCCGACCGGCACCGAGCUCCAAACCAAAACUCCAGCGGAAUCCUUCCAAACGUACCCCGGGUUCGUGUCGUCCGCGGACGGUCCGGCUGCCGAUUUGGACGAUCUGAAAACCGUUCACGCUAAACUCACGCAGUGCCGACCUCCGCGCUCGUGGCAGCUCCCCCAGUCGCACGCGACCGCCGCCAUCACGAGCGACUGGUACCGUAAUCUGUUCCGAAUUCAAAACACGCUCUUCCACAGCACCGUGGAGUAUUUUCACACCGUGCGCCGGUACUCGUACGCCCUGACGCCGCUGACCACAGACACCAUCUCCUCGCCCAUGGGUCUGGGCUCCGACUCCGAACCCGUGUCCGUUCACCUCUUGGGUCACGACGUGUACCUGGCCGACUCCAUGCAGUUCGUACUCGAGUACUUCCUGCGCUUCCAGGACGACCUCCCGGGGACGUACUACAUUUCUCCCAGUUUCCGAGGCGAGGACCCGGACGACACGCACCUGAACCAGUUCUACCACGUGGAGUGCGAACUGCGGGGAAACAUGAACGACGCCAUUUCCGUCGCGGAGGGAUACGUGGCUCAUCUGACCGAGGCCAUGUUGAAAAAUCACUCCGACGUCAUCCUGAAAACGGCCGGGAGCCUUUCGCACGCCACAGAUCUGCUCCGUAAACUCGCAGGGAAUCGUCCGCUCCCGCGCGUCACCCUGGACGACGCCAUCCCGAUGAUGACCGAACCCGACUGCCUGGACUGGGUGCAGGACGGACAACCGCAGUUCGGCCGGAAGCUCACGAGGAAAGGCGAGCGUCUGUUGAUGGAGAAGUUCGGCGGCGCGGUGUGGCUCACGGACAUGGAUCAUCUGGCCGUGCCGUUUUACCAGGCGUACGCGGACGCGGACGCGGACGCGGACGGCGCGGGGCGGCGGAAGGCCAAGGCGGCGGACCUCCUGAUCGGACUGGGAGAGACGGUGGGGUUAGGGGAGCGUCACCCGUCGCCCGCCCUGGUGCAAGACGCGCUGAGGCACCACGCUGUGCCCGAGGACUCGUACCGGUGGUACGUGGACAUGCGGCGCGCGCGGCCGCUCGUCACCAGCGGCUGGGGCAUCGGCACCGAGCGCUUCCUGUGCUGGAUCCUGCGGCACCACGACGUCAGGGACAUGCACAUCAUCCCCCGAAUGAAAGGAGCCAAGUUCAUGCCCUGA